This is a messenger RNA of Striga asiatica, 2235 nucleotides long. The record is from the annotation of a GenBank genome assembly. Lineage: Eukaryota; Viridiplantae; Streptophyta; Magnoliopsida; Lamiales; Orobanchaceae.
AUGUCGUCGAGCCUUAUCCCGGCACUCAAGCCUCACCCGUCGAUGGCCGAUAGGCGUCUCGCGCCCGUCUCGACCGAACACAAACCGAGCUACGAUCAACUUGAUACGCCCGUCACUGAUCCCCAUAAGCCCACGGGCCUUCUUGCCCCGGGCCGCAAGGCCCGUGAUCGCGGCGUACUUUCCUCGGACGAUAAUGCCCUCACCAAGCAAGUCCUCGCGACUCACGCGCCCGACAUGGAGGACCUCGACGUUAGGCCCAUUCUUGCCAUUAUCGAGGAUAUCUUGCGCCUCACUAGGCCCAUCUCGGCUCACGACUCGACUUCUUCGGGAGCGGAAAUCGCAUCACACGUGUCGCCACAUGAUGAGAAGUCCCUCCACCACUCGACCCACCGGCCUUCGGACGAUAAAGUUUUCCACACUCCCCACCUCCCGUCCGCCGAUCCCGAUGCAGAAAUCACUCACACGGUCACCAUGGAGCUCCUCAAGUCCCUUUCGAGCUACUCGUGGGAUGCUAAGGCCGUGAUCGUAUUCGCGGCCUUCGCUAUCAAUUACGGCGAGUUUUGGCUCGUCGAGCAGCUCCAGACGACAAAUCCACUCGCGAAAAACAUCGCGGCCCUCAAGGACCUCCCGUCAAUUAUAGACCACGCGGGGGACCUGAAAAAAAGGUUCGAGGCUGUUCUUGAUUUGCUCAACCAGGUCCUCCGGGUCACGCAUUGCAUCAUCGAGUUCAAGGAGCUGCCGCACGUGUACAUUAGCCGCGAGUCGCCGGAGAUAUCGGCGGCAACAGCCCAUAUUCCGACCGCCGUUUAUUGGAUCUUGAGGAGUCUCCUCGUUUGUGCCUCGACUCUCUUGAACUUGAUCGGCAGUGGGCAUGAAUACAUGACCUCAACUGCCGAGUCGUGGGAGAUACUGAACCUGGCACACAAGCUCUCGGUUAUAUUCGAGCACUUGCAGAAUCAGCUGAGGAGAUGUUCUGAGACAAUCAACAAGAAGAAGGCAGAAGAUGCAUACUUUGCAUUCAGAAAACUUAUGGAGUCGGCUCAUAUCGACAACAUGAAAGUACUCAAGGCGAUGAUCAAAUCCCGAGAAGACCAACGUCCGCUCUUCGAUGGCUCAAAACGACUAAACGAACGAAUAGAAGCCCUUCGGCUAAAAUACGUGCUCCUCCUAAUCUCGAACCUCGAGCUCCCCCAAGAAGAGCUCCACAUACUCCACUCAAUCUACAGCCAGCACCAGAUGAGGCACGAGUACGAAGUCCUAUGGCUACCCCUCGUGGACCCCACCACGGCACAACUAACCCCAACUCAAGAAACCGUAUUCUACGACUUACGAAACAACAUGCCCUGGCACUCGGUGGACCACCCUUCGCUGGUCGAGCCAGUGGCCGCUCGCUACAUUAAGGACGUGUGGGGUUUCGUGCACACGCCGAUGCUGGUCGUGCUCGACCCGCAGGGAAAGCCCGCCAACCUGGACGCGCUGCCGAUGAUGUGGAUAUGGGGAAGCUCGGCUUUCCCGUUCACGCGGGCCCGCGAGGGGGCACUCUGGGCCGAGAGCACGUGGAAUAUCGACCUGCUGGCCGAUGCCAUCGACCCGCGAUUCGCGGAAUGGAUUCGAGACAACAAGGUGAUCUGCCUGUACGGAGGGGAGGACAUCGACUGGAUCCGACGGUUCACCUUAUCGGCACGUGCGGCUGCUGGUGCUCUUCAGGUCCCUUUGGAGAUGCUUUAUGUCGGCAAACGCUACCCGAAGGACAAGGUUCGGAGGUGCCACGAAGUGAUUCACCGCGAAAAGCUGAGCCACAUUUUCUCGGUCGACUAUUACGACUACGUGUGGUUCUUUUGGGUUCGGCUGUGGAGCAUGUGGAACUCCAAGAAACAAAUAGGUAUGACCAUCGACAACGAUCUCAUCAUGCAGGAAAUCAUGGACAUCCUCGCCUACGACAGUAGUGAACAAGGAUGGGCCGUUUUUAGCCGCGGAAAUUACGAGAUCACUAAGGCCAACGGGGAGAAGGUGAUGCCGGUUUUGGAUGGCUACGCAGAUUGGGGGUACAAAGUCGAUCAUCCGGACAAAUUCGUGCCGGUGCUUGACGAGCAGCUACGAGAUUUCCAUCCGGAGCACCAUUGCAACCGCCUGAUCCUGCCGGGUCAGGCGGGAUACAUACCCGAAAGGGUGGUGUGUUCCGAGUGCGGCAAGCUCAUGGACAAGUAUGUCAUGUACCGUUGUUGCACCGACUGA